Messenger RNA from Bradysia coprophila, 1216 nucleotides. Its product is annotated as pancreatic lipase-related protein 2-like. The record is from RefSeq and is a predicted model, not a curated record. Gene Ontology annotation, molecular function: serine hydrolase activity; lipase activity. Gene Ontology annotation, biological process: lipid catabolic process. Lineage: Eukaryota; Metazoa; Arthropoda; Insecta; Diptera; Sciaridae.
UAAAAUCUGUGCAAAUUCGAUAAGAUUAAAGAUGUUUAAAAUUAGAGUAAGUAUAAAAGACGACAGAGCGCUAAGUUCAACAUUAGUGAUAACCGAAGUAUUGCGCACCACGAUGUCCAUUUAUAUUGUAUUCGCAUUGCUUUUUGCUGCAGCUGCUGCAAAUCCAUUGCUCCAGUCGGAAAAUGAUGGAGAAGAAUUCCUUUCGGCUGAGAUCAAACAGGAGAACUGGCAAUUGAUACCAGAUAACAACGGAAACAUGCGAUUAGUUGAUAUAAAUGAUGAAAUAAACAUGGAGGCUGAGCCAUCAUUCAAUGCUCCCACUGAUGUGAGAUUCAAUUUGUUCACCAGACAAAAUCCUACCGUUCCGCAACUAAUUCAGCUACGCAAUAAUGCUCAACUUGCUGCCAGUAAUUUUGUUGCAGGUCGUCAGACAAGAUUCCACGCUCACGGUUGGGGUGCGGCGAGCCACAACGCUGGAUCACAGAUUAGAAACGCUUGGCUUCAAGCAAUGGACUGUAACGUGCUGAUUGUAGAUUGGUCAGCUGGCAGCGAUACUGCGAACUAUAUUUUAGCUCGUAACAGAGUCAAUGAAGUGGGAGCUGCAGUAGCUGAUUACAUUGAUUGGCUGGUUUCUCAAGGAAGUUCAUACAACAAUGUUGUAGUAACCGGUCACUCUCUCGGGGCACAUGUAGCUGGUGCUGCUGGUAAACGCACCAAUCAACCUAUUCAAGCUGUUGUGGGUCUUUGUCCAGCCGGUCCACUGUUUUCUGUUGAUGACCCAGCGAAUCGAAUUCACCAUACCGAUGCCCAAUACGUGGAACAGAUUACAACCAAUGCCGGUCAACUAGGUCACGACCAACCAUUUGGUGUCGCUAACUUCUUUGCUAAUUGGGGUGUAACCCAACCGGGAUGUGGUACUGAGGUUGGUUGCAGUCACGGUCGUGUUCUUGAUUUAUAUGCAUCGUCCAUAAUUAACACUUUCCCUGCAACAAGAUGUGCUAGCCUUCAAAAUAUUAGAGACAACAAUUGCCCUCCAGCAGGACAGGCUGGCAGAAUGGGUGGAGAGCCUAUAAAUAAUAGUGGUGCAAUGCCAGCUGGUACAGUAUUCUUUUUCGCUACGACAGCAACAUUUCCUUUCGUAUAAGAAUCGAGAUACUAAUAAAAGCUGUGCAAUGAAUGUCAACCGUUUAAUAAACUUUUGAUCAUCUCAAAAUAA